This is a messenger RNA of Phaethon lepturus (White-tailed tropicbird), 1761 nucleotides long. RefSeq names its product interleukin 18 receptor accessory protein (gene IL18RAP). Gene Ontology annotation, biological process: interleukin-18-mediated signaling pathway. Bases 1 to 1761 code for a protein of 586 amino acids. The record is from RefSeq and is a predicted model, not a curated record. Gene Ontology annotation, molecular function: interleukin-1 receptor activity; interleukin-18 receptor activity. The transcript has 10 exons. NCBI's taxonomy places the organism in Eukaryota, Metazoa, Chordata, Aves, Phaethontiformes, Phaethontidae.
AUGAUUCUUAAAGAAAAUGUCUCAGAAUAUCAACCAAAAUUGAUAAUCAUGCUCACUUUGUGCUGGAUCCUAGCAUUGUUUGUCAGUGGGGCAGAAGUUACAGAGAUUAACUUGCCAGGAUGUCCCCAUGUUGAACCUCAAAUAUGGUAUCGUGCUAUUAGCGAUGAGGAGUUUGUUUUAGAAUGUGCUUUACCGGAUAGAGACACUACCCACGUUUAUAAGAACUCACUUCUGAAAGAACAUAAGGUGAAAUGGUUCUGGCGUCAGAAAGAUAAAGAGCCACCGAAGGCUAUCAAGGAAAGCUCUAAUCCUGCUCUCCAAGGGGGUGCACUGUGGUUUAAGCCAGUAAAGGACAGUGCUUCUGGAGUGUACACCUGUGUGAUAGGGGAAAAAUUCCCAUGUCUCAAAAUUGUUUUGGAGGUUCAAACAAAGAAGGUGGCAAAAUGUUCAAGUUAUGACACAAAUAUGCUAUAUCUUCUUGCUGGCAGUGGGAAUUCAAUAACUUGUCCUGGGACAAAAUGCUACAGCCAUAUAAGAAAGCAAGAUGUAAAAUGGUACAAGGAUGGUCAUCAGAUAAAACAUAGGAAAAGCAGACAAAGCCUAAAGCUUAAGCAGGAUGAAAUCUACUUGAAUCCAACCUACGAAAAAGAUGCUGGAAUAUAUGUGUGUGAUUACACUCUGUAUGACAACACUACCAAGUGGACAGUGAGAACAGCAGUAACAGUAGAAGUCAUUGCAAAAACCACUAUCCAUCCACCAAACUUCUUGUAUCCCAGUGGUGUGGUGAUUCUCGAGGCAGAGCUUGGGAAGCCACUUGAAUUGGAAUGCCGUGUACAAUUUGGGUUUGAAAAAGUUUCUCUGAUGAAGGUAACAUGGAAAAGAAACAACAAAGAAAAUAUAAAUGAGAAAUUGAAUCAGGAAACAAGUGUUUAUCCAAAAGGUUUAAAGGGGCACACACUUCUUCAUGUUGCGAAACUGAAAGAAGUGACCGAAAGGGACCUCAGAAGCAACUUCACAUGCUUUGCUGAGAAUUCGGUGGGCAAUGCCACAGCUGUGAUCCAGCUGAAAAGAAAGCAGAGAGUGUUUCUCUUAUACGUACUGUGCAGUGCCAUUUCUACUCUGUUUGCGUUCCUUUUGUGCACUGCCUUUAUUUACCAGCACUGGAUUGAAAUAGUGCUCUUGUACCGAAGUUAUCUGGUCCACAGCGAAACUACAGGAGAUGGCAAAGAAUUUGAUGCGUUUGUGUCCUAUGCAAAACUAGAAUCUUCUGAAAGUGACUCGACUUUAAUUAGUGAGGAAAAAUUUGCCCUGGAGCUUCUUCCAGAUAUGCUGGAAAAUAAAUAUGGAUACAAAUUAUGCAUUCUUGAAAGAGAUAUUCUUCCAGGAGGAGCAUACACAGAUGAAGUUGUUACAGCUAUUAAACAAAGCAGACGAGCAAUAAUUAUUUUGAGCCCAGCCUACGUCAGCGGACCAAGCAUCUUUGAACUGCAGGCAGCGGUGAACUGUGCGUUAGAAGACAAAAAGAUCAAAGUGGUAUUAAUAAAGUUCCAGGCUUUCCAAGAGCCAGAGACUUUGCCUCCAGUAGUGAAGAAAGCUCUUCGGAUUUUACCAGUCAUUACCUGGAAGUCUUCUAUUUCUGCUGCUCCAGACAAGAAGUUCUGGAAAUAUAUGCAUUACCACAUGCCAGUAAAAACUAGUAAGAUGUUGGGAAAUUGCAGCUUAAAGGGUUUUUUCCAAAGGUUAUUCAGCCUGGUAUAUUGA